This is a messenger RNA of Gordionus sp. m RMFG-2023, 992 nucleotides long. RefSeq names its product U4/U6.U5 small nuclear ribonucleoprotein 27 kDa protein-like. Bases 55 to 537 code for a protein of 160 amino acids. The transcript is spliced from 7 exons. NCBI's taxonomy places the organism in Eukaryota, Metazoa, Nematomorpha, Gordioida, Chordodea, Parachordodidae. Gene Ontology annotation, cellular component: precatalytic spliceosome. Gene Ontology annotation, biological process: RNA splicing. The record is from RefSeq and is a predicted model, not a curated record.
GAUUGCCAGAUGUCACACGAACAGUUUUUAUAUAAAGCAGAGUAAAUUCAUUUGAUGGUUUCUCCACACAGAAGGCGCCGUUCUAGAUCUCGAGACAAACGUCCUGGUUCUAGGGAUCAAUUUAAAAGAAGUCGUAGAAGUUCAUCCAGAGAUAAAAAACGAUCACCAUCCAAAUCUUUAAAAAGUACUAAAAGGCAUAAACAUCAUAAGGAUAGAGACAAUAAUAAAUCUUUAAGAAACCGAGGAGAUAAAGUUACAGAGCCUACAAUAUAUUACAAUCAAAAAAGUGAUAAAAAAUCACCUAAAAAUAUUGUGCCUCCCUUGCCAAAUGCAGAUAUACUUGAUGCAAAAACUUUAGCUGAGCAAGAAGAAAUGAAAAAAUUAUUGGGGUUUGCAUCUUUUGAUACAAGCAAAGGAAAACACGUUGAAGGCAAUGUCGAAUUUGGAGAAUGUUCAAAUAUUAUCAAAAAACGGAAAUAUCGACAAUAUAUGAAUAGAAAAGGUGGAUUCAAUCGGCCGUUGGAUUAUGUUGUGUGAGAGAUCUCAGCCCAUUUUGUUUUCUUGUUAAUUAUUUAUAGUUUAAAUUUUGUUAAAUUGAUAUUACAAAAUUUUGUAUUCAUUUGAUUUGUUGAAUCAUUUUAUAGUGUAACUUGAUUGUAAUGUUAUUGUAAUAUCAAAAUAAUUGUACAGAAUCACAAAUAUGCUAAUUAUCAAAUUCAAAUUAUAUUUACAUUUUUUUAAUUUUUGAAAUUUCUCAAAGGAAUUGAUCGAAUAUCAAAAAUAAUUUUGGAAAACAAUAAAUAAAAGGUUUGUUAGGAACAUUUAGCAAUCUAUAAUUAUCAAUAUGAGAGCUAUCACACUUUUUAUUUUAAUUGUUUUACAAUAUGGAAAGGGCUACCAUACAUGUUGCAGAUGAUCUUUCACUUGAUCAGUUUUUAAAGUGAAUAGAAAGUUCACACUUGAAAUAGAUUUAUAGUAUUGUAAAGAACGUU